Pipistrellus kuhlii (Kuhl's pipistrelle) is the source of this 4205-nucleotide messenger RNA. RefSeq names its product NAC alpha domain containing (gene NACAD). Gene Ontology annotation, cellular component: cytoplasm; nascent polypeptide-associated complex. The record is from RefSeq and is a predicted model, not a curated record. NCBI's taxonomy places the organism in Eukaryota, Metazoa, Chordata, Mammalia, Chiroptera, Vespertilionidae. The coding region runs from base 117 to 4121 and encodes 1334 amino acids. The transcript has 9 exons. Gene Ontology annotation, biological process: protein targeting to membrane.
GGCAGCGUGACGUCACCACUGACCCCCCCCCCAUCCCGGGCGAGGGGCGGCGGCCCAGGCUCCGCGGGGCGGACGCGCGGAGGGACGGAGACGGAGGGACGGCGCACGGCCAGGCCAUGCCCGGGGAGGCGGCCCGCGCCGAGCUGCUGCUGCCGGAGGCGGGCGGCCCGGGGGCCCGCACAGAUGGGUCGUGUGGCACGGCCGCGGCCACCACUCCUCGAGGGGACCAGCCGGAGCAGUGCGCCCUGAGCCCCGGGCCCAGCCCCCUGGACCUCCCCUUCCUGCCCAGCAAGCCAGGCGCCCGGCCCCCGCCCGAGGGCGCCAGCGGGGAUGUGGGGCCUGGCCGGGCGCUCUCGGCCUGGGCGGUCCCCAUGGAGGGGGGCCCCAGGCCCCUCGAGGCCCAGCCUGCCGAGCGGCCUCUCCCAGCUACCCUAGGGGCCCGGGUGGUGAUGGGGGAGGAGACAUGCCAGGCGCCCCCCCCACGGCUCAGGGACCCGGAGGGGGGGCCUGCCCGCCUGCACCCCCCCACGCCCUGUUCUCGGGGUGACCCUCCCGUGCCUUUCCCCGCCCCAGACCACGAUUCCUACUUCACGCCUCCUUCCACCCCCAGCGAGGCCCCGGCCUUGCUCCCCAGCUCCAGGCCCUGCAGGGAAGCCAGGGACGCCCCAGCCGGGGCCCAGCCCAUGGGGGACUCGCCGCCCACCUCACCCUCGGGCUCCUACGUCACGGCGGACACGGACAGCUGGCCCUCCUCCCCGUCCCCCUCCUGCUCCCUGAGCCUGGCCCCCGAGGAGGGGCUGGGGGUGCCCUCGGGCCGCGGUGUCUCCCCACCCGGUUCCGAGGCCCCGGAGCAGGCGUGGCCCGAGGCCCCCGAGUCCAGCCUCUCCACGGACAGCAGCUCCUCCUGGGAGCAGGAGGCCCACUUCCUGGACCUGGACCUCCUGGGCCAGGACGCGCUGGUCCCCGCCGCCCUGCUGCCGUUCCGGGGCAGCCUGCUCUUCCAGGUGGAGGCGGUGGAGGUGCUGCCCCUGUCCCCCAGGGAGCAGCAGCCGCAGCCCGAGGCCGCCGACGGGGACUGGGCCGGCGAGGACCAGGACGACAGCACCUUCGCCUCCUCCCUGCAGUCGCUGUCCGACCUGUCCGUCACCGAGGGCAUGGACGAGGCCUUCGCCUUCCCGGACGACUCCUCCGCCUCCUCGGACCCCGACUCCGCCUCCUUCCCCGGGGCGGACGACGAGAGGCUGUACAGUGGGGAGCCCCACGCGCAGCCCGCGGGCCUGCCGGACAGCCCCGCGGCCUCCGAGGGAGACCUGGGCACGGCGGUCUCCGGGGCUGGCCCCGCCCCAGGCCCCGUGUCCCCGCAGGAAGCCCCGGGGGUCGCAGAAGAGACCACGCGGGAGGAGGGGCCGGGAGCAGAGCCUGUGCCCACGGCCACACCUGCGUCCCCGCAGGAGCAGGCACACGCCAUCCUGGGCCCCCAGCCCAGGGCCCCGAGGGCAGACACAGGCUGGGAGCCUGCAGCGGGUCCGCGGAGCCUGCCCACAGACACAGACACGGGCGGCGCCCAGGGGACCGGGCCCGGGGCCCCCGCGGCCCCAGGGGCCGCUGCGGGGAAGGACCCGGCGCCUCCGGACCUGGGCCAGACCCCCCAGGGUGGGCGGGAGCUCGCUGUAGGCGCGGGGGCACCCUGGGCCUCACUCGGAGACACAGGCCCCCCGGAGCCUGCCUUGGAAACCACCACAGAGGCCCCAGACACACCUGAACCCACCGCAGAGGCUUCUGGCACUGCAAGGAUCCCCGGCCCCCCCACGUCCGCCCCAGAGGUCCUGGAGCCCGCCGCGAACACCCAAGACCACCUGUACACCCCCACAGCGAUCCUGGGGCCCCCACGCCUCCCCACGGAAGCCUUGGGCCCACCUGAGCCUACCUCAGAGACCCCGGACCCUCCAAAGUCUUCCUUAGAGACACUGGACCGCCCAGAGUCUGCCUCGGGGACCCUGGACCCCCCCGAUUCUGCCUUGGAGACCCCCAAGUCUUCUUUGGAGACCCUAGAGCCCCCCAAUUCUGCCUCGGAGACCUCAGACCACCCUGAGUCUUCCUUAGAGACCCUGGAACCCUCCAAUUCUGCCUCAGAGUCCCCAGAUCCCCCCGAUUCUGCCUCGGAGACCCCGGGCCCCCCCGAUUCUGCCUCGGAGAUGCCAGACCCCCCAGAGUCUUCCUCGGAGACCCCGGAACCCCCUGAGAAUGCCUCGGAGACCCCGGACGCCCCUGAGAAUGCCUCGGAGACCCUGGACCCCGCUGAGAAUGCCUCGGAGAUCCUGGACCCCCCUGAGAAUGCCUCGGAGAUCCCGGACCCCCCAAAGUCUUCCUUAGAGACCCUAGAACCCCCCAAUUCUGCCUUGGACACCCUGGAUCCCCCUGAGGAUGUUUCAGAGACCCCAGCCCCUCCUGAGCCUGCCUCGAAAACCCAGGCCCCCCCAGAGUCUGCCUCGGAGACCACGGACCCCCAAGAGUCUGCCUUGGAGACCCCGGACCCCCCAGAGUCUGCCUCGGAGACCCCGGACCCCCCCGAGUCUGCCUCGGAGACCCCGGACCCCCCAGAGUCUGCCUCGAAAACCCAGGCCCCCCCAGAGUCUGCCUCGGAGACCCCAGACCCCCCAGAGUCUGCCUCGAAGACCCAGGACCCCCCUGAGGAUGCCUCGGAGACCCCGGACCCCCCAGAGUCUGCCUCGGAGACCCCGGGCCCCCCAGAGUCUGCCUCGGAGACCCCGGACCCCUCUGAUGCCUCGGAGACCCCGGACCCCCCCGAGUCUGCCUCUGAUGGAGAGGAAGUAGCCGAAGGCCCAUUGGCAACCGACAGGGUGGCCCACCUGCCUGCAGGGGUGGGGGCUGAGCCCCGAUGGCCCCCAGAGGAGGCCCCCGGGGCGGGGAACCGGGGGGACAGGGGCUUUGAGGGCACCCCGGUCCCUGGGCGUCCGUCGGUGUCCAGGGUGGGCAGGGGCUGCUCCGAGGAGUCUGCCCCCAGGUUCUCACCAGCCCCCUCCUGGCGGGAGCGGAUGCGAGGCCUUGGGGGUGAGGAGCAGGCCCAGGCGGUCCCCGGAACCCCCAGCCCCUCGCCACUCCAGCCCCAGGACAGACACCCAAGUCCUGAGCCCUCUGUGCCCAGGGUGCCCCCUGCAGCACCCCCUGUGCUCUGCCCCUGCCAGGGUCCGCGGGAGGCCGAGGGGGAGGGGGAGGCCCUCCCGGUGCCCCAGGCAGGAGCCCCGUGGGCCGCCGCCUUCUCAGGAACCAGGGGCCACCCCCGCGAGUCCAGGCAGCGGGCUGGCCUCCCGCCGCCCCCCGCCCUCCUCAGCCCCAAGGUGACCCCUAUGCGGGGCCCCCACGCCAAAGACCCAGCCUCGCAGCCCCCACCCCCCUGCCAAGUGCCUCUGGGCUCCGGGCCGCGGGCCCCGGCCAGCCCUCCAGGGCCCCCAGCCACCCAGCAGCUGGACGAGGACAGCCUGGAGGAAGAGCCCCUCCCGGCUGCUGGCAGCCGCUCCGACAGCCACGGGGAGUCGUCGGGGGAGCCGGAGGAGCCAGACCUGCCGGGACCCCAGGCCCCGCAGGGCCCAGCCCAGGCCGCAACCCGGGUCUCCGAGGAGUCGGCAGCCAAGGCCAAGCAGAGCCGCAGCGAGAAGAAAGCGAGGAAGGCCAUGUCCAAGCUGGGCCUGCGGCAGGUGCAGGGCGUCACCCGCAUCACCAUCCACAAGUCCAAGAACAUCCUCUUCGUCAUCGCCAAGCCCGACGUGUUCAGGAGCCCGGCCUCGGACACCUACGUGGUCUUCGGGGAGGCCAAGAUCGAGGACCUGUCCCAGCAAGUGCACAGAGCUGCCGCCGAGAAGUUCAAGGUGCCGGCGGAGCCCUCCACCCUCGUGCCGGAAUCUACGCCGGGGCCCCGGGUGCAGCCGGAGUCGGAGUCGGAAUCAGAGGGCGAGGAAGAGGAGGUGGACGAGGCGGGCCUGGAGCUGCGGGACAUCGAGCUGGUGAUGGCCCAGGCCAACGUGUCCCGGGCCAAGGCCGUGCGGGCGCUGAGGGACAACCAGAGUGACAUCGUCAACGCCAUCAUGGAGCUGACCAUGUAGCCGCCGGCCCCGCCCUGGCCCGGCCCCCAUGCUGCUGCUCAGCACACGGCGCCCUCACCUCCCUCCUGUGCCGCGGCCUCAGCC